Molecule: messenger RNA, 2784 nt
Organism: Encephalitozoon romaleae SJ-2008
Lineage: Eukaryota; Fungi; Microsporidia; Unikaryonidae
Product: valyl-tRNA synthetase
Exons: 1
Coding region: 1-2784 (927 amino acids)
Biological process (GO): valyl-tRNA aminoacylation
Cellular component (GO): cytosol
Molecular function (GO): aminoacyl-tRNA deacylase activity; valine-tRNA ligase activity; ATP binding
Source: RefSeq, a predicted model, not a curated record
AUGGAUUCUGAGAAAGAAGCCUUGAGGGAAAAGAAAAGGAUGUUGAAAGAAGAAAAGAGGAAACAGAAGCUUGAGAAGUUUCUGGCAAAGAAGACACAAGAGGUCAGUGUUUCGAAGCCCAAGAGAGAUUACAAAGGAGAUGGAUAUGAUCCACUAGAGGUUGAAAGUAAGUGGUACAGGUAUUGGGAGGAGAAGGGACUUUUCAAGCCUGUUGAGGGAGGGCCGAAGUACAUCAUUCCAAUCCCUCCGCCGAAUGUGACGGGGAACCUCCAUAUAGGACAUGCGAUGAUGGUUUCCAUUCAAGACACUCUGUGCAGAUACAAAAGGAUGUGUGGGUACGAAGUUUUGUACAUUCCUGGGACAGACCAUGCCGGAAUAGCAACUCAAAAUGUUGUGUCUAAGCAAAUGGAGAAGGAGGGGAUCCGUGUAGAUAGGGAGAUGUUUCUGAAGAAGGCCUGGGAAUGGAAGGGCAAGCAUGGAUCGAGAAUAUAUGAGCAAUUCAAGAGGCUAGGGACAAGUGUGGAUUUUAGCAGAGAAAGGUUUACAUUGGAUCCCGGGAUGAAUGAAGCUGUUGUUGAUGCAUUUGUAAGUCUAUAUGAGAAGGGACUUAUAUACCGGGAGUUGAAGAUUGUGAAUUGGUGUGGAAAGUUAUCGACAACUAUAAGCGACCUGGAGGUGAACCAUGAAGAAGUGAUGCCGAACACGUAUCUACAAGUAGAUGGAGGAAAGUAUGAGUUUGGAGUGAUUUAUCACUUCAGAUACCCGGUAACUACUGAUAAAGAGUUUUCUGGGGACUACCUGUCUCUACCCACCAUUGAGGUUGCAACAACAAGGCCGGAAACCAUUCUUGGAGAUACUGGAAUAUGUGUAAAUAGGAAGGACAGAAGAUUCAGUCCUGAGGGAAUAAGAGAAAUCUUUGGGGAUGUACCAUGUGAAUGCAAUAUUUAUGGAGUGAAUCCAUUGACUAGGGAAGUGAUUCCUGUAAUUUUCGACGACUAUGCGGAUAUGAGUUUUGGGACGGGGAUAGUGAAGAUAACACCUGCACACGAUGCAAAUGACUUUGAUGUAUCCAAAAGGCACAAUCUCGCUUGCAAGGCUGUGCUUGAUGAGCAAAACAAGGUGAUUUCUGAAGGGGAGUUUAAAGGGAUGAAGAGAUUUGAGGCAAGAAAGGCGGUUGUCUCAAAGCUUAAGGACAUUGGCUUAUUUAUUGAAAAGAAAGGGUAUUCUCAAGUGAUUCCAAGAUGUUCAAGGUCUAAUGACAUUAUAGAGCCCAUUAUCAAAAGUCAGUGGUGGCUGAAUUGUAAGGAAAUGGCCAAGAGAGCCAUAGAAGCUGUUGUUGAUGGGAAGAUCAGGAUAUUGCCGGAGGGGGCUGAAAGGCAAUGGUAUAGAUGGCUUGAAAACAUCAGGGAUUGGUGCUUGUCUAGACAGUUGUGGUGGGGACAUCGGAUACCCGCUUAUAGAACACCAGAAGGGAGAUGGUAUGUCGGAAGGUCCAAGAUGGAUGCAUUUUCAAAGAUGAAGAGCGAAUGUUUGGAAUCUUCAUGCAAUCUUGAUGAGUUCUGUCAAGACGAAGACGUCCUGGACACUUGGUUUUCCUCUGGACUAUGGCCAUUUGCGAUUUUAGGAUGGCCUAAGAAGACAGACGAUUUUUUGAGAUACUAUCCCAAUACCUUGUUGGAAACUGGGAGCGACAUCCUUUUCUUCUGGGUUGCAAGAAUGGUGAUGCUAGGACUUGAGCUAACAGUAAAGGCACCUUUUAGCCAAGUUUUUCUUCAUGGAAUAGUAAGGGAUGCACAUGGAAGAAAGAUGAGCAAAAGCCUUGGAAAUGUCAUUGAUCCAAUUUUUGUGAUUGAUGGAUGCUCUCUUGAAAAUCUUAUUUCAACAAUGAGAAGUGGUAAUCUUGAUGAGAAGGAGAUGAAGAGGGCGGAGGCAGCUCUGCGGCAAGACUUCCCAAACGGAAUACCUAGAUGCGGGGCUGAUGCACUCAGGUUCACCUUACUUUCCUAUACCUCUGGAAUGAAAGAUGUCAAUCUUGAUGUACUCAGGGUAGAAGGAUACCGAAGAUUCUGCAAUAAGAUAUGGAAUGCUCAUAAAUUUGUAAAGAUGAUGGUAGAUGAAAUAAUGGAUGGGAGUAGUCAAGAGGCUGUAUAUAAGAAGAAGUAUGAAAAAUACAUCCUUUCCUCCAAUGAUCUUGUAACUCCUUCUGGACAGGGGCCUAUUGAAUGGAUCCUUAAGAAAAGGAACGAGGCUAUUGAGACAAUACGAAGAAUGCUCGACUCGUUUAACUUUAUGGCUGCCACACAGGCAAUUCACCAAUUCUUUAUCUAUGAUCUAUGUGAUGUUUUCAUCGAGGUUGUCAAGAAGAACAGGGACGAAAGAUAUAUUAGUACAUUGCUAAGUGUAUUUAUAGAUUCGAUGAAGAUGCUUCAUCCAUUCAUGCCAUUCAUCACGGAGGAGGUGUUUUCGAACUAUUCUAAUGAUUCUAUUUCUGUUUCAUCAUAUCCUAAGGUGGAUGGAUCUGAGCAUGAAAACAAAUUUUCUAUGACUCUCCAGAUAGUAAAGUAUAUAAGGGCAAAAGCAGAGUCUAAUGGAUGGAGUAAGGUUUCAGUGGAGAUUGUUCCUGGAGAAGAUGUCUGUUCUAAUGACCUAGGUUUUAUAUCCUUACUAUGCAAGAAGAUUACUGAGUUCAAGACGACGGACGAUGCUGAGGCUGAUGAGCAUGAGAAAAUCGGGGGUUCAAGGGUGUUUGUGAGACAAGCAGAACGAAUAGGAACUGAUAAGUAA